Molecule: messenger RNA, 2482 nt
Organism: Actinia tenebrosa (Australian red waratah sea anemone)
Lineage: Eukaryota; Metazoa; Cnidaria; Anthozoa; Actiniaria; Actiniidae
Product: cleavage stimulation factor subunit 1
Biological process (GO): mRNA 3'-end processing
Cellular component (GO): mRNA cleavage stimulating factor complex
Molecular function (GO): protein binding; RNA binding; DNA binding
Source: RefSeq, a predicted model, not a curated record
GAGAUGUCAUAUUGUUAGCUCUCACAUCCGUCGUCCAUUUGUCCUGGUCCUGAUUUUCCUAGCAGAAGAACCUGCGCAUGCUCAAUGUGGCCCAUGUAAACUGUCUUCAAGUAACGUGUUCCACAAUGGAGGACGCCGUCAAAGACCGCGAAAACCUCUAUAAAAUGAUAAUAAGUCAGCUGCGAUAUGAUGGAUGUGAGGCCAUAGCUGCUAAUUUAGCUAAAACUACCAAUAUUAUGAGCCCGUGCCCUCCAUCUGCAAGACUACACCAGGUGGUCAACCUUGGGCUGCGAGCAGAAACAGAAGGUAGUAGACCAGAGAAUCAGCAGCUUCCUGGACUCACAAAUGCAAUUGGACCUUCUGUGGCUUCCAAAGGCAUUGAUCUGGAAUAUGAACCUGAAGAAUACAACGGGCACCACCGAAAUGGCCAAACUGAUGCCGAGGGGUACAUGGUAAACACAAAUGCCAAAAAAGCAUCGUGUAGCUCGGACAGUGGCGGGGAAUCUGACCGUGAAAACAUUCCCCCUCAAGAAGUCCAGGAACACAUCCUGAAAAUCACCAAAGCCAAGAUUGUUGCAGAAGAAAUCAAUGUUGUUUGCUCAAAUGGCGGGUACAUCGACCACAACGACGACCUGAACACCGAUAACGUCUGCGCACGCGUCAAGAAAGAGCUUCAGAAAAUGAACAUUUCACAGGAAGUAUUCGCCAAAUGCGUUCUUGGCAAGACACAGGGGUACUUGUCUGAGAUGUUGAAACACGGGGAAAAAGUGUUUUAUACUCCCGAGAAGGCGAACAGUAAAGGCAGAAUGAAUUUUGAAAAGAUGAGACAGUUUUUGAGCAAGCCAGAGGAGGAAAGACGUGCUAUUUAUGCUGCCAAGGCUAGACAGCUGAGGGAAGAGAGAUACGUGAGGAAGAGAAUGAGCUUGUCGAUGGCAUUUAAACAAGAAGACAUGAACGACUACUCACCAUCCCCCAGCAAAGCUGGAAAAUAUAACACGAGUUACGAUAGCUCCAUCUCGUAUCUCUCUCAAACACCAAGCCCCGAUAGAACACGACACACUAGCCCUCCCCGUCUACACUCAAGGGGUUCGCCUCCAGCUUUCGUCAAAGAAGAAAUGUCCAGCCCACAAAGAGAAAAGCCAGAACACAUGUCAAACGAUUUCCCGCAACACGAGGGACAUCCCGUGAUCAGGGAUCCUGUACAAAUUCAUCCUCGUGUGCUUUACAUGGCGAAAGGGGAUCCCACACGUCACAUAAAAGUACCAUCGUACGUAGUGUGUAAAAAGGAACCCAUGCCAGCAGUGUCUCGAGAGCAAAGGGACCCAGAACACAACCUUGUGGCAUCCAAAAUCGCUGCCUUAUCUCGAAAACAACCAACGCCUCUAAAAACCAGACCUGCUUCACGAGUGUCGUUAGAAAAAAACCACUUGAAGGUGAACUACGCUAAUGAAAGUGUACAUGAUUCAGAGAAGGAUUCUGACGGGUCAAGUUGUGGUAUUCCAGAAGACGUCGUUACCAUAGAAACCCUGCCAUUACAGAGUCUAGCAGCUGAUGACAUGGAGAAUAACGAACAGCCAUUGGUUCUUCAUAGAGAUUCUUUUGACCCAAAUAAGGUGGAGAUUGGCCAGAAUGUUUACGUUGUUCAAGUUGAUAGGACUGACGCAAUUCGUGUAACGAGCUCUAUAUGAAGUUCGUCCGAAACUUUAUCGACUUCUACACUAGUCUCAUCCGACUAUUUCCCGACUCAUAGCAAUUCCAUCCAAAGCUGACAGCGUCCAUAACCUCAAGUGCUAGUGGGAUUUUAACCGAACGCUGCUACAUUCACAUCAAACUAUUUUAGAAAACAAAUCUUUGUCUCGUAACAAGAUAAAGAUCUCAUUAUUACUAUACUAUUAUACAUCUAUUUACAAGAAUAUAAAAACAAUUAUAGGUAUUUAUGCAUUGAUUCGAUGAUUAUGAAAUUAUAAUAGGCUUUUUUCCUGGAAGAAAGAUUCGGUUUCAUUCUGUUUAAAAGAUGAUGAUGCUAUCGUAAAAUACAGUUCAGAGCAGAUUUCGUCUGAUUGUAGGACGUGCGGUACGAAAGUAGCACUCAAAUGGCUUUUGAAAUGAACUCAGUGUUGUGAUUGGAUGGUGCUUGUUAGUACCUCGUUUUGUGAUUGGCUGAGAGGAAAGCCAUUUGAAGGUCAAUGUACGGCACUUUACCGUCACAUUUGAAUGCUGCUGAAGUCUUUGUACAUAGAUCAACUCAGAUAUUUUAUGAUUAUGAAAAAUUAAUAUAAACUGAGAACCGGGUUUGAAGACGAUAAAACAGGUAGGCAGAACAGAAAACAGCUCUGAAAGAGUAAUAGAUUUACAGUGGAAACUAUGUUAUGGACAGAUAUUUAGGACCUUGCAAAAUCACCUUACGUUCUUUGUUUGAUAACUCCUCCUCCGAGGUUGAGAAAAAACUGGGUCGAAUUAGAAUUUCAGUGCCUUUUGGAAA